Messenger RNA from Aspergillus homomorphus CBS 101889, 1872 nucleotides. Its product is annotated as cytochrome P450. The transcript is spliced from 4 exons. Gene Ontology annotation, molecular function: iron ion binding; monooxygenase activity; oxidoreductase activity, acting on paired donors, with incorporation or reduction of molecular oxygen. The coding region runs from base 193 to 1743 and encodes 516 amino acids. The record is from RefSeq and is a predicted model, not a curated record. NCBI's taxonomy places the organism in Eukaryota, Fungi, Ascomycota, Eurotiomycetes, Eurotiales, Aspergillaceae.
CGCUUGGCCCCAAGCCAUGCUGUCGGCCGGUCGGCCCAUGACGCCAGUACCAGCUAUUUCAAGGUCUUGUUGCAUGUAGCGGUUCAGAGUAUGUCACGAUAAGCCGAGGAGAACCGCAGACAAGACGUAUAAAGGUUCAUUGAGACACCACCGUCGCAGCUUGAACAUCCUUUCACUCCCAUCCUCCACACAAUGUCCAUACAGACCCUUGCCCUGGCCGCCAUCGCGGUGACAUACUUCAUUGUCCGCUACCUCAACCGCACCGACACCCCCAAGAUCAAGGGCUUGCCUGAGAUCCCAGGCGUACCUAUAUUCGGCAACCUCCUGCAAUUAGGAGAUCAACAUGCUACAGUGACUCGAAAAUGGGCGAAGAGAUACGGUCCGGUCUUCCAGGUUCGGAUGGGUAAUCGGCGCAUCGUCUUCGCCAACAGCUUCGAUUCUGUCCGCCAAUUGUGGAUCAAAGACCAAUCCGCUCUGAUCUCGCGCCCGACCUUUCACACCUUCCACAGCGUCGUGUCCAGCUCCCAGGGCUUCACGAUCGGUACCUCCCCCUGGGACGAGUCCUGCAAGCGUCGACGCAAGGCGGCCGCCACCGCCUUGAACCGCCCCGCCGUGCAAUCUUACAUGCCAAUCAUCGACCUCGAGGCCACCGCCAGUAUCAAGGAGUUGUUCGAGGACAGCAACGACGGCACCAAGGACAUUAACCCGGUCGCAUACUUUCAGCGUUUCGCGCUCAACACCAGCUUGACUCUGAACUACGGGUUCCGCAUCAGCGGCAAUGUGGACAAUGAAUUGCUGCAUGAGAUCUGCGACGUCGAGCGCGGGGUCUCCAACUUCCGAAGUACCAGCAACAACUGGCAGGACUAUAUCCCACUACUCCGUCUGUUUCCCAAGAUGAACACCGAGGCAGAGUCGUUCCGGGUGCGCCGCGAUAAGUAUUUGACGUAUUUGUUGGAUAUUCUCAAGGAUCAGAUUGCCAAGGGGACGGACAAGCCGUGCAUUACGGGUAAUAUCCUGAAGGAUCCGGAGGCCAAAUUGAAUGAAGCUGAGGUCAAAUCAAUCUGUCUGACCAUGGUCUCCGCCGGUCUGGACACCGUGCCGGGGAAUGUCAUCAUGGGUAUCGCCUACCUCGCUUCUGAAGACGGUCAGCGUGUCCAGCAGACGGCCUACGAGGAAAUCAUGAAAGUGUAUCCCGACGGCGACGCCUGGGAGAAGUGUCUUAUGGAAGAGAAAGUGCCCUAUGUGACGGCAUUGGUCAAGGAGACCCUCCGCUUCUGGACCGUCAUUCCCAUCUGCUUGCCCCGUGAAAGCACCAAGGAUAUUGUCUACAACGGCGCGACCAUUCCCGCGGGGACCACCUUCUUCAUGAAUGCGUACGCAGCCGACUACGAUGAAGAGCACUUCGACAAGCCUGAGCAGUUCCUACCUGAGCGGUAUCUGGAAGUCGGCGAGGGAACCGGUACUCCUCACUACGGCUACGGUGCUGGGUCGCGCAUGUGCGCUGGGUCGCAUUUGGCUAACCGUGAGCUCUACACGGCAUACAUCCGGUUGAUCACAGCGUUCAAGAUGCAGCCUGCGAAAAACCCGUCGGACCGCCCUAUCUUGGAUGCGAUCCAGUGCAAUGCUAUUCCUACGGCUUUGACGACGGAGCCCAAGCCCUUUAAGGUGGGCUUCAAGCCGAGAGAUCCCGAGAAGCUGAAGCAGUGGAUCAAGGAUAGUGACGAGCGAACUAAGGAUCUUUGAGCGCUAUUUUGAGUAGAGUAUCGAUUUGAUGAUUAGACAUGUUUGAAUAGCUGCGCUUGGGAAAAUUUAUGAGUCUUGCAGAAGAAAGCGCUACUUCUCCCUUUGUACUUCAGAAAAUCAGAAUCCCAC